GAGAGAAUACAAAUAUGGUUUAUAAAUAGGAUUAUGCAAAUAAAUAGUUUAUCGUUUAUAAAUAAAUAUAUUUAAUUAGACUAACUUGAAUAUUUCAGUAGCGCAUCUGAAUAUUACGCUGCAACUUAACUACGCCAUGUUAGUAUUAAUUGUUUUUGGUUAAAUAAGGCGCGAAAAUGUCACAAAGGAGCAUAACAUCAUUUUUUACAAAAACCAAUGUACACAAAACUGAAGACAGUGAAAAUAAUUCAAGUACUAGCCUCAAACGUGGAAAGGAUUUAAUAUCUAAGAAAGAUUUAAGUCCUAAGAUAAAGUUAAAUCCUGUAAAAGAAAAUGGAAAAGGGAAACGAAAACGACUGGACAGUCCAAGUGACAAAAGUUCUAUUAACAAAAAAUCUUCUAAAUUAGCAAAAAAGAAUGAGGAUUCAGAAGAAGCAAUUAAUACAACUCCUACAUCAACUCAAGAAAAGAGAAAGAAUAAGAGAUCUUGUACGCCUAAGAAAGUUACUAAAAAGUUUAAAAGAAUACAACAGCCAUCAGAUUCAAGUCCUGAAUCUGAAUCAACUAUAAUAGAGGAAACUGCAACUUCUUUAAAGGAAAAUGAGAAAAAUGGGGAAAAAGAAAGCAAAGUUUCAAUAGAACUUCAGUCAGAUGAUUCUAAAAGUAAUGAAGAAAAUCAUGAAUCUUUACUGGAUAAUUCCAAAGAAGUCGAUAAUAAAGAAGACAAAAAUAUUUCUGGACAAAAAUCUGAUACUGAACUUGAAAGUAAUUCAGAAGAUGAAAAAGAAGUAAACAAAUCUAUUAAAGAGGCAGAUAAAAAAACUCUUGAAAGUAGUUCUGAAGAUGAAAAAGAAAUUGUCAAGAAAUCUAAAACUCCUAAAAAAGCUGAUAAGAAAACCCAUAAUUUCUUUGCACCCAAAGGAAAUAAAUCUCCAAAAGCUGAUACGGAGGACAGCAAAAAAUCAACUGUUGAUUGUUACGAUCCAAGUAAAAGUAAUUAUCAUCCAAUUAAUGAUGCUUGCUGGAAGAAGGAUGAAAUGGUACCAUAUAUUGCAUUGACUAGAACUUUGGAGUUAAUAGAAGAAACAAGUGCGAGAUUAAAAAUUAUUGACAUAUUAUCGAAUUACUUUCGUUCUGUCAUAGUUUUAAGUCCAAACGAUUUAUUACCCAGUAUAUAUUUAUGUUUGAAUCAGUUAGCACCUGCAUAUGAAGGUAUUAUUUUAGGAGUGGCAGAAACUAAUCUUUUGAAAGCAAUAGCACAAUGUACUGGUCGAACAUUGGCUCAGUUAAAAGCAGAUGUACAAAGUGUUGGCGACAUAGGUGUUGUUGCCGAAGGAAGUCGUUCAAAUCAGAGGACGAUGUUCCAACCAACACCACUUACGGUAUCUCGUGUAUAUACAGGCUUGAAAGAUAUUGCACAAAUGAUAGGACACUCUUCUCUCUCAAAAAAAAUAAAUAAAAUUCAGAGUCUCUUCGUUGCAUGUCGUUUGACUGAAGCUAGAUUCUUUAUUAGAUCUUUAGCUGGCAAACUUCGAGUGGGUUUAGCAGAGCAAUCUCUUUUACAGGCAAUAGCAUUAGCGGUUACUAAAACACCACCUGAACAAGAUUAUCCAUUUGAAAUUUUAGAUGUCAGUAAAAAUAUGUCUCGUGAUAGUUUCAAACAAAAAUAUGAUGAAAUUGCUCUUAAAAUUAAAACAACUUAUUGUGAAUGUCCUAAUUAUGAUUUAAUUGUACCAGUGCUAUUAAAAGAAGGAGUUCAAGCUCUACAAGAAAAAUGUAAAAUUACACCAGGAAUACCAAUUAAACCUAUGCUGGCACAUCCCACAAAGGGAGUUCAAGAAGUUUUGACGCGAUUCGAAGGUUUGAAGUUUACAUGCGAGUGGAAAUACGAUGGUGAAAGAGCACAGAUUCAUUUGAAAGACAAUGGUGAAAUUAGUAUUUAUAGUAGGAAUCAAGAAAAUAAUACUUCUAAGUAUCCUGAUAUUAUCUCUCGUUUCAAAAAUACACGCAAAGAAAAUGUUAAGAAUUGCAUUCUCGAUUGUGAGUCAGUGGCUUGGGAUAACGAAAAGAAACAAAUUCUUCCAUUCCAAGUAUUGAGUACACGUAAACGAAAAGAUGCUAACGAAGCGGAUAUCAAAGUACAAGUCUGUGUAUUUAUGUUCGAUUUAUUAUAUUUAAACGACGAAUCUCUCGUUCAAAAACCAUUUCAAGAACGUCGUCAACUUUUAAAAGAAUGUUUUACAGAAGUAGAGGGAGAGUGGACAUUUGCUACAUGUUUGGAUACGUCGAAAAUGGAAGAAGUUCAAGAAUUUUUAGAAGAAUCUGUAAAAGGAAAUUGUGAAGGACUAAUGAUUAAAACAUUAGAAAAAGAAGCAACGUACGAAAUUGCUAAACGUUCUCGAAAUUGGUUGAAAUUGAAGAAAGAUUAUUUAGAUGGAAUGGGUGAUACGUUAGAUUUAGUUGUAAUUGGUGGAUAUAUUGGAAAAGGGAAGAGAACUGGUACUUAUGGAGGUUUUCUUCUGGCUUGCUAUGAUAAAGAAAAUGAGGAGUAUCAGAGUUUGUGUAAAAUUGGAACUGGAUUUAGCGAAGAAGAUUUACUAAAGCAUACACAAUUUUUCAAAGAACACUUGAUAAAACAAUCAAAGUCGUAUUAUCGUUUUGAUUCUAGUCAUGAGCCGGAUCAUUGGUUUGAACCUGUUCAAGUUUGGGAAAUUAAAUGUGCUGAUCUUUCUCUGUCACCUGUUCAUAGAGCUGCCAUAGGAAUCGUUGAUUCAGAAAAAGGCAUAUCAGUUCGGUUUCCACGUUUUAUACGUGUGCGUGAUGAUAAAAAUACUGAGGAUGCUACAACUGCACAGCAAGUAGCAGAGAUGUAUAAUAAUCAAGAACAGAUUAAGAAUAAAUCAACCGAUGCUAAAAAAAUGGAAGAAGAUUUUUAUUAAAUGUAAUUUUAAUCAAAUUUUCUUAUAUAUAUUUUUUUUAUUAUUUAACCGUAUUACAAUUAUGAUUUAUGUGAA
Messenger RNA from Polistes dominula (European paper wasp), 3014 nucleotides. It is a transcript of the gene DNAlig1, whose product is annotated as DNA ligase 1. Gene Ontology annotation, biological process: lagging strand elongation; DNA biosynthetic process; DNA recombination. Gene Ontology annotation, cellular component: mitochondrion; nucleus. The record is from RefSeq and is a predicted model, not a curated record. Gene Ontology annotation, molecular function: DNA binding; DNA ligase (ATP) activity; ATP binding. Lineage: Eukaryota; Metazoa; Arthropoda; Insecta; Hymenoptera; Vespidae.